UCGAUUGCACUAUUAAAAGCAUCCGUGCUGAUGCUGUUGCUGAUGCCCAUGCCGAUGACCAAUGGCAGUUGCCGGCGGCCAGUUGCAGCGUCAACGCUUCUGUCAGUGCCAGCAGCCCAGCGAUUUGCAUAUUCGUUUGUUCCUGGAAACUAUGAUAUUUUUACCGCUUGCAGUUGCAAUAUAACGACUGUUCAUGUCCCGACUCCGCAGCCACACCAAUUCGUUUGGAGAUCCGUUCAUGGGUAAUACUGGCCGUUGGCAACCAGUAACUAAAAGCCGCCACAAAUGCUUGCAUAAAGCUAUUGAUUGGAGGUUGAAAGAUUCGCCACAUAAUCGUGUAUUUGGGUGGGUGUGUGUGCACGCACCGGUUAUAAUUGCAUGCAUGCACACCUGCUGUCCGCCAGUACACCACAUGCAGUCGCCCGGCUUACAUUUACGAUGCCCAGGAGACAAGAUUUUAAUAGCACCCCCCGCAUUGUUUCGAUUGCGGGCGGAAGGAAGCGUCGGCAUAGGUGUGAAGUGACUACUACAAUGGCCAAUAUACACAACCUAACUGAGAGCUUGCAUGCGAAUGGCUAUCGAUAAAAUACGCGGCGUUCUUGUG
Molecule: messenger RNA, 604 nt
Organism: Bactrocera tryoni
Lineage: Eukaryota; Metazoa; Arthropoda; Insecta; Diptera; Tephritidae
Exons: 3
Coding region: 194-523 (109 amino acids)
Source: RefSeq, a predicted model, not a curated record